Messenger RNA from Symbiodinium pilosum, 1143 nucleotides. The record is from the annotation of a GenBank genome assembly. Lineage: Eukaryota; Dinophyceae; Suessiales; Symbiodiniaceae.
AUGGAUGUGAUCGAAGAGCAGCUUCGAGAAUCCAAUGGCAUGUGCGAAUAUGCCAUCUACGUUAAAGCGCUCAUCAAGAGACAGGAGGGGCAGGUACAGGAGUCCUUGCAGCUUUUUCAAGCCGCAACCUGCAUCAGUCCCUUGAACGUCUACAACCUUAAGCAGAUGGGCCGGAGCCUCUAUCUGCUGGGCAAGCAUCGUGGAGCCAUUGAGGUAUACGAUGAAGCCCAGAAGAUUUCUCCGGAAGACUGGGAGAUAUGGCACAACAAAGGUCUUUGUCACAUGUAUCUCCGUCAGUACGACAGCUCCAUAGAGUGCUUCUCGAAGGCUAAUGCCAUCCAGCGGCAUGAUGUGACCUUCAUGCAGCUGGGAAAGGUUUAUGCGCUGCAAGAAGAUUACAAAUCUGCCAUCGACGUGUACACCGAGGCCCUAGAGUUUUCCCCUGAGCACGCGGAGCUGCUGACCACGUUGGGCAUCCUCUACUUGCGGAUGGGCGAAAACUUCAAAGCCUUUGAUUACCUUGGCAAUGCGCUAACGCAUGACCCAAAGAAUGCCAAGACCAUUUUGGCUGCAGGGUCCAUUAUCCAGGAUCAUUCAGACAUGGAUGUCGCGCUCAUUAAGUACCGCGUAGCCGCGGUCCAUACUCCCAAUUCUGCACAGCUUUGGAAUAAUAUUGGCAUGUGCUUCUUCGGGAAGACGAAGUACGUGGCCGCAAUAGCAUGCCUGAAGCGUGCACUGUACCUGGAUCCUUUCGAGUGGAUAAUUUCCUACAAUUUAGGCCUGGUGCACCUGAACACCGGGCAGUUUGCAUCAGCCUUUCAUUUUUUCUCAGCGAGCAUCAACCUCAAACCUGACUUCCCCUCAUCGUAUAUGUAUCUUGCAAUCACACUCUCUCGCUUGGAUGACUUCUCAAAUGCAUGCAGUGCAUAUGAGAAGGCGAUCGAGAUGGACUCCGAUCACAUGUUUCAUCUGAAUUUCGCGAUUACAUUAUUUAAUCAUGGGGAUUUGACAGAGGCCAGAAGACAGUUUGUACUCUUCAGCGAUCUGUUCCAGCAGCUGGACGAAGAGCAAAGAAACUCUGACCCGGAGGUCAAUGAACAACGGCAGCUGCUGCAAAGAGUCUUGAACAGUGGCGCCAAAUGA